Messenger RNA from Aspergillus puulaauensis, 792 nucleotides. RefSeq lists its product as uncharacterized. The record is from RefSeq and is a predicted model, not a curated record. The transcript is spliced from 3 exons. Bases 1 to 792 code for a protein of 263 amino acids. NCBI's taxonomy places the organism in Eukaryota, Fungi, Ascomycota, Eurotiomycetes, Eurotiales, Aspergillaceae.
AUGUACUACGACACUGACUCUGAUACUACAGCCAGCACCUCCUACUCCAACAGAUUUACACCCAUAAACUCACCCAAAGGCAAGAAAAUUGCAAAGGCCAAUAACGCAGCCAUGAAGACCGAGGAAAACGACCAAUAUCCAUCCCCGAUCAAAACUGAAGAAACGAUGGAAGACAAUCUCACCCCAACCAAGGCACCAGCCUUAGCAGCCAACAAGGCAGCAAACACCCCCACUGACAAGAGCGCAACUGUCACCCCGCGCAAGCGUGGCCGCAAACCAGCAGGCUCAGCCACCACAACACCAAGCAAGAAGACCAAGAAGGACAGCGGCAGCACUGAAGAUGGCGAGCCUUCUACCCCUGGUAAUGCCACUACACCUUCUCGCGCAACCCUCCCUUCCAUCCCAGCUAGUCUUGCCGCGGCGGGCCCGGAGGACCGCAUGAUCUUGCGCCUCCGCGAUGAGGAGAACCGUCCAUGGACCGAGAUAAACAAGAUCUUUGUCGAGGCCACGAACAUCAAAGUUGGCGGAUCUACGCUUAGAAUGAGGUACACGACCAUGAAGGCCAACUUUGUGGGGAUCAGUGAGGAGGAUGAGGCGCGCCUCAUGCGUAUCAAGAAAGAAGUCGAAGAGAAAUUUGAAGGCGAGAAGUGGCAUCGCAUCACCGAAGCGAUUAUCCAAGACGGCGGCGCGAAGUACCCCGCUGCAGCGCUGCAGAAGAAAUUCAAGGAGUUGAGCAAGCAGCUUAAUGGUGCUGCUAAUGGUGCCGCUGCUAAUGGUGGUGAUGAGAAGUGA